Eremomyces bilateralis CBS 781.70 is the source of this 2472-nucleotide messenger RNA. RefSeq lists its product as uncharacterized. The coding region runs from base 1 to 2472 and encodes 823 amino acids. Lineage: Eukaryota; Fungi; Ascomycota; Dothideomycetes; Eremomycetales; Eremomycetaceae. The transcript is spliced from 3 exons. The record is from RefSeq and is a predicted model, not a curated record.
AUGUCAGGAGAGCAACCUGGGGGAGGCAGCGCGGCCGCACCAAACUGGGUGACCGCACACUGGAAUCCGAAAUUCCGUCCCAGUGAGUUGAUCCACUAUAACUCUCCACAAACAGCAUACUCAAUGACCGCGAUCUUGGAGCUCGAUGCCACCACCCCUGAAGCAACCAUUGCAUCUGGGGUGGCCAUCUUCAAUAAUAUCAAUCUCGAUGGAAAUGCUACUGAGAAGAUAGUUGGGCCUCAUGCGUCAAUCUUCAAUAAUGGCAAGGUCGAUACCAAUAUCUCCAAGGGACAUGUUUCGCGUCCAGUGUCAAUCUUCGAUAAUUUCAACCUUGAUGACACUACCAUCGGAGACCUCCGACCUACAAUGUCACCUAAUAAAGGCAAGGGCAAACAGGGAGCAGAUGUCCCUUUCACGGUCGAACCUCAAGGCCAUGAGUUGCGUAUCGACGAUGCCGCCCCCAUCCUUACUCAUUCUAAAGGCAAGGGGAGAGCCGACGACGCCCCCGUCCCUACUCAGUCUAAGGGCAAGGGCCAAACCGGUGACGACAGCAUCAUCAUCCGCGUCGUCCAGCGAGAUCGUCCCGACAACGACGACCUGCACAAGGCAUUCCAGCUGCUGCCGGUAAAGGACAUGGACACCUAUGACGUCGUUGCCCGCAUCCUCGAGGAAGAGCGCCCCAUCCCGAAGUACACUCGAUUCAAGGAAACGCUGCCGGAGCCCGAAGAACUGGUGGAAGAAUAUGAGGAUUUCUGGGCAAUCAUCAAGGAAGCGGAAAGCAAGCCGAUGGUUCUUGGUCGUGAGUGCAUGGACGACAACUACCAGUGUUGCGAACGUGCCCCGGUUGAAGGCCUGCCUGUGCCUGAUGUGUUGCUCUCUGCGGCUCCGCCUCCUGCAGGGGCUUCCAACUCUGUGGAUAUGUCUUCUACCCAGGGUUCUUCUGCGGAGGCAUCUAGCUCUGUGGGGGUAUCCACCUCUACGGAAGCAUCUAGCUCUGCGGACUCAUUCGAUCUUCCAUCUUCAUCCGUGAAAGACGAAGAGUGGACUGCGGACGAUUGGAGCCCUGACUCUACGAUUGAAUGGACUGUUGACGGAGGACCUCUUGGCCCUUUCGAAGGGGAGUGUCUUCGAAAGGCGAGGGAGCGCAGGGUGACUCGCAUGGAGUUGGGCCUUCACCAGGACUUCAAGGUGUCUAAGAAGCUUCUCACCACCACCCCCGGUGCCGAGUUCUUCGACAUUUUGCUCAACGGACCGUUUGCCGAAGGCCAGGAUCAUUCUCACCCCAUCAUGAUCUAUUCGCAGGAUAUCUUCUGCAUGAAGAUCGUGUUCCUCUCAAUCCACAAUGCGGAUUUCGAGGGGACGUUUGAUUGCCCGCUCGACAAAAUCUAUGAGGUCUUGAGCACGUUCGAUUCUCUCACCAUGGAACUUUCUAUUGGAUCUACCUGGUUCGACCAUUGGUAUGCCUGGCGUCUGGGCCACGUUCCGCUUAUCCCACCCCAAUCCCGAGAAUUGCUUGCACCGGCAUUCCAUUUCGACGCGGCGAGAUCUUUCGCGAGAUUGACCCGAUAUAUCGUGUACUACCACGAUACCUACGCCCAACAGGGCUACCAGAGGACGCGUCCCAUUACCAAUGAACGACUCGAAUUGCCUGCUCGUAUCAUGCAGCAACUUGACUUUGCCAGAGGCCGUGUCCGCAACCAGAUCGUGAAAGGCCUGGAGUACCCUAUGUUUAUGCUUCUGACCUACGCGUGGAGUCCUGCUCGCAAGUUGACCGGUGCCGCCUCGCAUGUUUACCUGCCUGAUCAUCGCGGAAACGACGCCAACUGCAUCUACAAGAGCCAGACCGUCGGCUGCUACGUCGAAGCCUUGAUCCAACACGGUGUCUUCCCGGUGCACGAAGCCACCCAGCGCAUGUCGAUCAGUGAGAUCCUUCAGAAGCUCCGGACCUUCCGAAUGCCCGCACUUGCGGGUUGCCGCACGUGUGCAAGGAUGCUCGAAGACAUGGUUCACCUUCUCGCCAGCCAUGCCCAUCGAUAUUUCGACGGCCUCUGCAUCGAUUGCAUGGAAAAGGAUCAUGCUAUCCAUCCUUUUGUGGAAGAUCUCAACCUUCGGGAUAUCUGGGUCAGGCCCACGAAGCGCAUCAGGAAACUGCAGGCCAAGGUGCGCACGCAUAAUGAUUGCAGCCUUGAAUGCUCGUUCGAGCAUGGAAACGCGUCUUGGUAUUACUCCUACAUGUGCCGUGAGGACGCUCAGUACCGUCGCCUAGCGAACUCUACGCUCCGCAGGAAGUUUAGGAGGCAGAAGACUGCUGCUACCUUAUCCGCAUUCCCUCCUCAGCAGCCCACUGGCUCUACGCAACCGGGCCCUUCCUCUGCCCAGCAGGCCUCUUUCUCCACCCAGCAGGCCACUUCCUCUACUCAGCAGGCCACUGCCUCUGCACAGCUGGGCCUCUCCUCUGCUCAGCAGCCGUAG